UUGGUUAUUAAAUAUUCGGUACUUCGCAAAUUACCCUUAGUUGGUUCGCUAGAUACUAACCUCCACCACAACCAUACAUCAAAAACGUCCCAUCAAAAUGUAUGGUUAAUGCCUCCACUAACUUCUUCGGCUUUUAUUACUCAAAUUUGUGUAGAUAUAGUCCUUCGUGCUAUUUAUCCAAUCAAUCGGGACAAGUACUCUGAGCCAGAGCAAUGGGAAAUAUUUCAAAUUCAAUAAAGGUAGUACUACCCUCACCACUUGGGUCCUGGCAUAGCUCAACUACCUAGCAAGAAACCAACAAUAACUGAGUUGGAACGCUGAAAACUGGCCACCUUGCGCCUAGAAAACGAAGAAAUGAGUAGUCAACGGGAAGUAGAAAAGGCAAAAUCAAUACUUAAAAUAAAAGAAGUGGAAGAACCAAUUCCGACAGUAUUCUCGACAUUUGAGCCAGACCAAAAUUUUGAACAGUUUUUAGCUCAGUUUUCAAAUUUCCUUGAUAAAGCGGAAAGCGUCGCAAAGCCCCAGCUGUCGAGACCCAAAGAAGUUCAUAUUACCAAAAAUAAGUUAUUGGACAUAGAAGUUCUGCCUAAGUCAAGCUCUAACCUAACGAAAGGAACACAAACUUAUUUCACAUAUGUGGAACUAUCAGAGUCGGUGCCUUCAGCACCCAGGAGCAAUUCCAUAACUGAAAUGACUAUUGAGCAACUGGAAGAAAAGCCAGAAUCUCCGCCAAAUUCCCCCUCUCCCACCUACACCUUGGAACAAAAGGAAGCUAUUACUUUGAGUACAAAAUUCCAGACUUCUGUGUUACGCAGCGGACGAGUUAUGGAACGCAUCUUGGGCCAGAAUAGGACCAAGCUUGACUUUGAAGGCGGCAGCGAUACUAAAGUUGUUAGCUUCCAACGCUGCUUUAAGGACGAGCCCAAUACACGUCCACACAGCAUCACAUCUUUGGAUUGCUCCCACCAAUAUGCCGAGCUCAUUUUAGCCAGCUAUCAAAACCAGAGCCAGUAUAUCAACAGUCGCCAAGGUGGCAAUGGUUGCGUGAUGCUUUGGAACUUGAAAGCCAGCAAGAAGACCCCAGAAGAGACCUUCCGCAGUGAAAGCGCCGUGAUUAGCGCUUGCUUCUCUCUCAACCAUACUCAGAUCGUCAUAGGUGGAACGUAUGCCGGUCAUGUGCAGCUCUGGGAUAUGCGUGCACCACUGCGUAUACCCGUUCUUCGCACACCAUUGACACCGCUUGCUCAUUUCCAGCCUAUCUGCGGGCUAAAUCAGCUGGACAACAAUCAACUGUUAACCUUAUCUACGGAUGGCAAACUGUGCACUUGGCGUCAGGAAAUGCUAUCCCGUCCACUAACUACGCUUCAGCUGAGCCAAGCGAAUCUUAAGAUCGGUGCCACAUGCCUGGAACUCGACAUAAAUGGCGACCUGUUGGUGGGCAGUGAGCGGGGUCAUGUAUUCAAGGCACAACGAACCAGUGGCUUAAAACAUAUUUUUGCUGGUCAUGAGGCGCCCGUUACGGGCAUUUCCUGUCAUCGCCAACUGGAUCAUCUUUUCUUAAGCUGCUCUAUGGAUUGGUCCAUAAAGGUAUGGUCGAAGAAGCACCCACAACCACUUGGCUCACUAGUUGACAACUCGGAUUAUGUAAUGGACGUGGCCUGGUCGCCUGUUAAUCCGGCUGUAUUUGCUGCUAUUGUAGGCUGCGGCCGUUUGGACGUCUGGUAUUUGAAUUAUAGCACUGUGAAGCCAACUGCAACCAUAACAGUGGGUAUAGAUGCUGCGCCCAAUCGUCUCUCUUGGUUCCCCAAUGGCCAGAAACUGGCAGUAGGCGAUGCCUCAGGCCGAUUGUGGAUAUAUGAGCUGGCGGAAGAUUUGGUAGUGCCUUCUGCUGAUGAGAAAGCGAAUUUAUUAAAAGCGAUCGAGGAGCUGCAGUCAUGUGAAGCCACGGGCACCAACAAUUUAUGGCCCAAUAAAAGCUAAAUCAUGAUUUUUAGGAAUGUAGCAAUCCGGAUAUAAAAUGUCACAAUGUAUAUCUUACAAAUACAUCUAUUUUGUCAGUUUCAAGCAGUUGGUGCCAGAGAUCAGUUUGUAACCCAAAAAUAUUUGUUUAAAAUGGGGGAGAAAAAAACAGCAACAUUGAAAAAUGUUGUUCCAGACACAGAACCAGAGAAUGUCCUAGAGAAUAUUAGCAGAUUUAAAACUCAUCGUUCCCAACAUGAUAAACAUCGUGAACCGAUUUUGGCUGGCGAUAUACCUGAAUUGGAUCUACCACAAUUGGCUCAGUUCGAUGACAAUGAUGAUGAUUCCGAUGAGAGCGAGAUUGAAAUCGAACUCUAUGCGCCACGCUAUCGUUAUCCAACUAACUAGCCAGGAUGCAAGAUUUUGGCAACAUUAAAUGUUUAAUUUCUUCAUAUACUAAAUAAAUGCACAUCUGGUCCCACUGAA
Messenger RNA from Scaptodrosophila lebanonensis, 2445 nucleotides. RefSeq names its product cytoplasmic dynein 1 intermediate chain-like. The transcript has 2 exons. Gene Ontology annotation, cellular component: cytoplasmic dynein complex. Lineage: Eukaryota; Metazoa; Arthropoda; Insecta; Diptera; Drosophilidae. The coding region runs from base 355 to 1980 and encodes 541 amino acids. Gene Ontology annotation, biological process: transport along microtubule. Gene Ontology annotation, molecular function: dynein heavy chain binding; dynein light chain binding. The record is from RefSeq and is a predicted model, not a curated record.